Messenger RNA from Eruca vesicaria subsp. sativa (arugula), 3563 nucleotides. Lineage: Eukaryota; Viridiplantae; Streptophyta; Magnoliopsida; Brassicales; Brassicaceae. The record is from the annotation of a GenBank genome assembly.
AUGACGGAUUGGGAAACGGCUGAACAAGUGGUCUACAUAAGCUGCGUAGACGAAGAGGUACGGUAUUCCUUCGUCAGCCACCUCGCCGAAGCUCUUCGUCGCAUAGGACUAAAUGAAGUUUUCAUUGAUUGCGAAAAUCAUUUGUCCAAGGAUGCCAAGGCUGUAGUCGAGAGAGCUAGGGUUUCUGUGAUGGUUUUACCUGGAAACUGCGAUCCCUCCAAGGAGUACACUGACAAGCUCACGCAGGUCCUCAAUUGCAAUAAGGAGGACGACCAGGUGGUGGUUCCAGUGUUGUACAGCGUAGGAACGUUAGAAGGCGAAUGGCGUCGUGUACUGCAGAAUAUGAGCGGCUUAUCACAAGGUCACGAGUCUAGGAACGAAGACUCUGAACUUGUAAAAGAGAUAGUUAGAGAUGUAUAUGAGAAGCACUUUUCUGUGGAACGAGUUGGUGUCUACUCCAAACUACUGGAGAUUGAAAAGAUGGUUAACAAGCAACCAUUGGGCACCCGUUAUGUUGGAAUUUGGGGUAUGCCUGGCAUAGGCAAAACGACACUUGCUCAAGCAGUCUUUGACCAAAUGUAUGGAGAAUUUGAUGCUUAUUGUUUUAUCGAAGACUACAACAAAGUUUAUCAUGAGAAAGGUCUUAACCGUUUGAUGAAUGAACAAUUUUGGGAAAAAAUACCUGUUCCUGGUGGUAUCCCUACCAAACUGGGCUUGCGUAAGCACAAACUGAAAAAGAAGAGAGUUCUUGUUGUCCUUGAUGACGUGCGCGAUCCUAUGCUAGCUAAGAAUUUCCUCAGAAUGUCUGAUUGGUUUGCUCCCGAAAGCCUAUUCAUCAUAACCUCCAGAGAUAAGCAGGUGUUUCGUCACUGUUCAGUCAGUCAGAUAUAUGAGGUACAUGGCUUAGAUGAGACGGAGGCUCUUCAACUCUUCUUGUUGUGCGCGUCUAUGAAGGGUAUGACAGAGCAGAAUCUGCCAAUGGAAGUGAUUAAAUAUGCCAAUGGAAAUCCAUUGGCUCUAAAUAUUUAUGCCAGCGAGCUCAAGGGCAAGAAAGAACUGUCGGGAAUGGAGGCUCUGAAGCAACAUCCUCCGUCUGAGAUUCUUGAUGCAUUCAUUAGCAGCUAUGAUACCCUCAGUGACAGCGAGAAGAACAUUUUUCUGGACAUAGCUUGUUUCUUCCAGGGAGAAAAUGUUGACUAUGUGAUGCAACUGCUUGAUGGUUGUGGUUUCUUUCCACAUGUUGGAAUAGAUGUUCUUGUGGACAAGUGUCUGGUGACUAUUUCCGAAAACCGAGUUCAGAUGCAUAAUUUGACACGGGAUGUUGGCCGAAAACUAAUAAUUAGUGACGCAGUGCUAAACGAAAGGCGCAGUAGACUGUGGGAUCCUUUGUGCAUCAAAUAUAUACUAGAAGAUAAUGAAGACGCAGAACAUGAGGGCACUGAAGAGAUUGAAGGCAUGUUUCUCGACACAUCAGGCUUAAGUUUUGAUAACCUGGAGAUGUUAAAGACGAUCAGGCUUAGUCAUUCCCAGCAACUAGUUGAUAUUGAUGAUCUCUUAGAAGCUCACAAUCUUGAGGUAAUCGAUCUCCAGGGUUGUACAAGACUGCAGAGUUUCCCAGCCACAGGUCAAUUGCUGCAUCUACGAGUUGUCAAUCUUUCAGGUUGCGCAGAAAUCAAAAGUUUCCCGGAGGUUCCACCAAAUGUUGAGAUACUGCAACUGCAGGGAACCGGAAUAACAGAAUUACCACUUUCCAUUGUUAAGUCAAACGACAGAGAGCUUGUGAAUCUUCUAACAGAUAUUCCUGUUCUUUCAGGAGUCUCGAACCUUGAGCAAACUGACCUCGAAAGUUUAACAAGUCUGCUGAAUAAGGGCUCAUCUAUUCAAAAUCCUGGCAAGCUUAUUUGCUUGGAUCUGAAAGACUGUUCUCGUUUGCAAUGUCUACCAAACAUAGUUAGUUUAGAACUCCUCAAUGUUCUUGAUCUGUCUGGCUGCUCAGAUCUCAAGAAUAUUCAGGGCUUUCCUCGGAACCUGAAAGAGUUACAUCUUGCUGGCACUGCAGUCGGGGAAGUGCCACAACUUCCUCAAAGUCUAGAAGUCUUGAAUGCACAUGGUUGCGCCUCUCUAAAAUCAAUUAAUUUGGACCCCGAGAAGUUUCCUAUGCAUUACACAUUCAGUAAUUGUUUUAGUCUAUCUCCGCAAGUGGUCAACCUUUUCUUAGAGAAAGCGCUGGCUAACAUAAAACACGUGCCAAGAGAUCAUCAGCAGGAACUCAACAAAGCCUCGACUUUCAGCUUCUGUGCGCCUUCACAUGACGAUCAUAAUUCCGCACUUGAUCUGCUACCAGGAUCCUCUGUCAUGGCACAACUAAAUCCUUCAUGGAGGAACACGCUUGUGGGCUUUGCUAUGCUGGUGGAAUUUGCAUUGCCUGAGGAUUUCUGUGAUGCUACUGGUUUUGGCAUUAGUUGUGUUUGCAGAUGGAAAGACAAAGAAGGCUCCUCUCAUAGGAUUGAAAGAAGUAUGCAUUUUUGGGCUCCAGGGAAAGGUGUUCCAAAAAAGGAUCAUGUGUUUGUCUUCUGUGAUGUCAAAAUGCGUCCAAAUACCGAUGAAGGAAGUGACCCUGAUAUCUGGGCUGAUUUAGUAGUGUUUGAAUUUUUUCCUGUAGGCAAGCAGAAAAAGCGUUUAGAUGAUAGUUGCACAGUGAAAAGAUGUGGAGUCUCUGCAAUUCCUGCUGCAGCUGGUAAUACUAGUCACAAGAUGAGCUCAUCAGGUUCUUUUUUCGACCCAGUGGAGUUUUCUGGUUAUAAAUUUAAAGAAGUAUUAAGAGUUAGGUAUGAUGGUUUAGAGGAGAUAGAUAAAGCAUUAUUUCUUUACAUAGCGGGUUUGUUCAAUGACGAGGAUCUUGAUAUGGUGGCACCUCUUAUUGCCCGCAUUGACUUGGAUGUUAGUUUUGGGCUCAAGGUUUUAGCUAACAUGUCUCUCAUACAUGUAUCAUCCAGUGGAGAAAUACUGAUGCAUUAUUUGCUACGGCAGAUGGGUAAAGAAAUCCUCCAUGGACAAUCCAUGCUGCCUCGUAGCUUAAAAGAAGAUUCAAUCGGGGACUUUGAAAAGGCCUCUUUUGCUUUUUCUUCCUCGUGCAAUUGGAAGUAUGAUGUUUUCCCGAGCUUCCGAUGGGAAGAUAUCUGCAAAAACUUCCUCAACCACUUUAUUUCGUCACUUGAACGCAGGUUAAUCACCACAUUUUAUAGCACGGAGAUUGAAAGAGGCAACGCAAUAAGAGAGUCGAAUAUCUCAAUUGUCGUGUUCUCGAAAAACUAUGCCUCUUCAUGCAAUCUCCUGAAUGAAUUGGUGGAGAUCGCAGAGAGCAAGAAAGAGUUGAAUCAAAUAGUGAUACCACUUUUUUACGAAGUCUAUCCUUUGGAUGUUAAAGAACAGACAGGAGAAUUUGGAAGACAAUUCAAAGAAACUUGCAAGAACAAAGCAGAGGAUGAGAAACAACGAUGGUGCCAAGCUUUGACCGACAUAGCAAACAUACGUGGUGGAUACACAUACAUCUCCGAGAACUG